Molecule: messenger RNA, 2738 nt
Organism: Oldenlandia corymbosa var. corymbosa
Lineage: Eukaryota; Viridiplantae; Streptophyta; Magnoliopsida; Gentianales; Rubiaceae
Source: the annotation of a GenBank genome assembly
GGCAAAGAUUCUAAAAAGCCCGAACUAUUCUUUAGGGCUAAGCCCAACGUUACUUAUAGUUCGAACGGAAAUAGAAAAGUUAUCCAGGUGGCAAAGAUGACAUGGCCGAUCCAAUCCUGACACUGAAAAUGGAUCCAAAAUCGAAAUAGCUUUCUCCGUUAAGCUUUCAAAAAGAAAAGAAAAUAUCAUGAAAUCAGUUUUUUCCAUUCAUGAAUUAAAUCAACAUCACAUUUCUUUGUGAUAUGAAUUUCGCCCAAAUUUAAUCAAAGCAUUCUGAAGGAAACUUGUCUGGCUAUCUUUCGAAGCUAAAACCCUAGAAUUCCCCAGAUCGAUUGCCUCAAUUUAACUCAAUUCGAGCAGUCGAGCAGUGUUGAAGCUUUCUCCCUUGAAACUCCGAUCUCAAAUUUGUUGAUUCCGUUGCAACUACAGUCAAUGCAAUGGUGGUCUGUAAAUGCCGCAAGGCGACGAAAUUGUACUGUUUUGUGCACAAGGUCCCUGUCUGUGGAGAGUGCAUAUGCUUUCCCGAGCAUCAAAUCUGUGUGAUACGAACCUACUCAGAGUGGGUAAUAGAUGGAGAGUAUGAUUGGCCGCCAAAAUGCUGCCUUUGUCUCAACGUGCUUGAAGAGGGAACCAAUUCUCCAACCACUCGACUGGGUUGCUUGCAUGUCAUACAUACAAGCUGCUUGGUUUCGCAUAUUAAAGGGUUCCCUCCUCACACAGCUCCGGCUGGAUAUACUUGUCCUGGCUGCUCCACUUCGAUAUGGCCUCCUAAGAGUGUCAAAGAUUCAGCAUCCCGCCUUCAUUCACAGCUUAAAGAAGCUAUUAUGCAGACUGGGUUGGAGAAGAAUUUAUUUGGAAACCAUCCUGUUUCUCUUCCCGUGGCGGAAUCCCGAAGUCCGCCUCCUGCUUUUGCCUCAGAUCCACUGAGGCCAAGUGGUGGGAGGGAAUAUCCUUCAGGGAUGUCACCCUCUGUUGGAAAAGAUUCUGAAAUUGUGGACAUUGUGGAAAUAGAAGGCCCUGGUUCGACUUCUGCAUCUCUAUCUAAUCAGGAAUCAACUAUAAUGAAAAGCACAAGCUCUCCUGGGGCUGGUGCAACAACGCGAAAGAUUGCUGCUCAAGUGGAAAGACAGAACUCUGAAAUGUCAUAUUAUGCUGAUGAUGAAGAUGGGAAUCGGAAAAAAUACUCAAGAAGGGGGACCUUGAGGAAUAAAUUUCUUAGAUCAUUGAUCCCUUUCUGGUCAAGCUCAUUACCAACUUUACCAGUGACUGCACCUCCAAAGAAAGAUGCACUAAAUGGGGAUGAUAUUCCAGAAAGUCGUGUAAGACAUCACAGAUCCUCGAGGAUGGAUCCCAGAAAACUACUCCUUGUCCUUGCUAUCAUGUAAUGUUUCCGGUGAACCUUAUUACUUAUUUUAUUUUAUUUUUGGCAUAUGAUUGAUCUCCGCUUCAAAUUUUUUAGCAAUGCCUGUUAGAGUUAUUUCAUUGAUACCCCUAUGGAUAAAAUCAGUUUUUCCCAAACACUGUUCGUUUUUAUCAGUGGAGUAUGAAAGCAUAAAAUCAGUUUGCUUGAAGGAGGAACUAAAAUAUAUCCUUCUUCUCAAAUUGGAUUACUUGCAAGACUUGAUUUAAUUUAUACGAGUCUUGGGUUUCCCUUACGAGGGAAGAUAACUGAAUCGUGAUUAUGCUUGGCUUUCUUUUGAGAAACUUUACUCAGUAAUAUAUAGUGUGUUCUCCAUGAAACCUGGCUUUGUGCCAGGACCUAUAUUUAGCUAUUUGGACAAUGCAUAACUGUAUUUCCAUGUUGUAGACCUGUAAAGUAUUGUGGGUCUGUCAAAAUCCUAUUUCUCAUACCAAAAGCUGUAAUAUGUAAUUGCUGGACUUGGGAGUGCCAUGAAUGUUUUCAUGAGUAGUAAGAGUCAAUUGAAUCAACUGAUAAGAAGUUAUAGUCUGGAGACUAUAAACCUACUAUCAUUUUGUAACGGGAAUUUCUCAAGGUGAAAGGUUAAAAGGAACUAAACUGUACUGGGUGCGGAUAAUAGGGAAGUGGAUGGGAGGGAGUAAUUCAAAGCCUUGAGGGAUCAUAAUAUUUAAUCUGAGGUCAAUUGAACAGAGAAAACUAAUACUUGGUCUAUUGGCGUCUCACACCUCAACUACUGUCAACAAAUGAAAUGGUGGCCUCUUAAUCCAUGAUAUCAUCGCUGGGCACUGGAAAUGCUUUUAUUUACUUUUCAUGCAUUAGUUUUAAGCAUUGAUAAAACCUUUUGAUGGUGUUUGGCUGCAGGGCUUGCAUGGCAACUAUGGGAAUACUGUACUACAGGCUGGCACAGAGUGGUUUGAGUGAGGAGCUACCCGAUGAUGAGCAAUGAUAAUUCUCCUUCCAGGGCUUGGAUGGCGGGUUGGAUGUGAACUUGAUUUUGAGUGUAAACUUCAUAGGCUCUUUGGAACCUUUUAUACCUGUUCUUUCUUGGCUCUCCAUCCUCAGAUUUAUAGUUGGUCUUCGUCAUUGAAUUAUAGCAGUCUUGGAAGUGCAAUUAGCUAUAGAAAACUGGCAGUGGCCAGAAAUUCGAAAUGUAUUUUCUUGUUGCUUUGUUAUAGUACCUUCUACUGGUCUUGUUUGUUGUUUUUCCUUUUUUGUUUAAAAUGAAAUACAAGAUGAGAAGAAGGUUCCUGUUUCUUCAAAAAAUAAAAAAAUUCCCCUUUUAAAUUGAAUGAUUCAUCUAUAAUUAUCAACUUUUGGC